AUGCAUGCUUUCAAAUUGGGUUUUAGUGUAAGAAAAGGGAGGACGUUGUAUCAUGACAAUGAGAAAAAGAAUAUACGUUUGAAAGACUUUUAUUGUUCUAAACAAGGGUUUAAGAACAACGAACCUAGUGGUGAAGUAGCUUAUGAAAGAGCAGAUUGCAAAGCCAUGGUGCGAUGUAAUGUGAGCAAGGAUGGAGAAUGGAAAAUUACAAAGUUGGUAGUGGAUCACAACCAUGACUUUGUGCCACCUGAGCAAAGACAUUUGUUACGCUCUAUGAGAAAAGUGACAGAAGCUAAAGGAGGUAUCAUAAAGUUGAUGGUGAGUGCCGGUAUAAAAGUUAAAAAUAUUUGGAGCUACUUAGGGGAAGAGGUUGGUGGGUAUGAUAAGGUAGGCAUAACAAUGAAAGAUAUGCAUAAUUAUGUCUAUGUUGAAAAGAUGAAAUCAAUUGAAGCUGGAGAUGCCCAAUCUUUAGUGAAUGAGUUGCAAAAUAGGCAAGCACAAGAUUCCAUGUUCUACUAUAGUGUGCAGUUAGAUCAAGAAUCACGUUUGACCAAUGUCAUUCACUAG
This is a messenger RNA of Lotus japonicus, 567 nucleotides long. Its product is annotated as protein FAR1-RELATED SEQUENCE 5-like. Bases 1 to 567 code for a protein of 188 amino acids. The record is from RefSeq and is a predicted model, not a curated record. The transcript has a single exon. Lineage: Eukaryota; Viridiplantae; Streptophyta; Magnoliopsida; Fabales; Fabaceae.